UAGUCCACGAACUUCCGAAGGAAAUAACAGCCACAAGGCCAACAGCUUCAGCUAAUUAAUAUAAAACCCCAAAAUUUUCAAAAAAUUUCCCAAAUCGUAUCCAACACACAACUGAACUGAACGAAACGAUCUCCGGGUCUAGGGCUUGGCUCAAAUCGGAACCAGAAAUGGCGGUUCUCAGAGCCACAACCCCCGCAAUCCUCAGCAGAAUCUUUCAACCAUCGCUUUCGCUUCUAUUCUCCGACCGCUGCAAAGUCGCCGCCGAUUUGAUCAGCUGCAAUGUGGCUUGCCGAGUUCCGCGCCGUCGAAUCAGUUUGGUACCCGUUCGGUGCGCCGCUGCCGGCGGCGGUGAGAAGGUUUCCGCUCGGCUAUCGCAGAUGAAUCAGCUCUUGCAGGACGCGGAGGAGCGAGCUCUCUACGCCGACGACGGGCCUAUUCCGCAGAUUACUUUGGACCGUGUAACAGUAAGUUUUGCUAGAAGUGGCGGUCCUGGGGGUCAGAAUGUAAAUAAAGUGAACACGAAGGUCGACAUGCGAUUCAACGUUAAAAAUGCGAAUUGGCUUGGUGACAGGAUUAGGGAGAGGAUUAUGCAAAUGGAAAAGAAUCGAAUAAACAAGGACGGGGAGCUUGUGAUAUCUUCAACGAAGACUCGAACACAGAAGGGUAACAUCGAAGAUGCACUUGGAAAACUUCAGGCAAUCAUUGAUGCUGCUGCUUAUGUCCCACCACCUCCUUCAGAAGAACAAAAGAAGAAAAUCGCAAAAAUGUGA
Messenger RNA from Morus notabilis, 770 nucleotides. Its product is annotated as peptidyl-tRNA hydrolase ICT1, mitochondrial. Gene Ontology annotation, biological process: translational termination. NCBI's taxonomy places the organism in Eukaryota, Viridiplantae, Streptophyta, Magnoliopsida, Rosales, Moraceae. Gene Ontology annotation, molecular function: translation release factor activity. Bases 168 to 770 code for a protein of 200 amino acids. The record is from RefSeq and is a predicted model, not a curated record. The transcript is spliced from 6 exons.